Cadophora gregata is the source of this 845-nucleotide messenger RNA. It is a transcript of the gene ERD2, whose product is annotated as endoplasmic reticulum retention protein. The transcript has 3 exons. The record is from RefSeq and is a predicted model, not a curated record. Bases 204 to 845 code for a protein of 213 amino acids. Gene Ontology annotation, biological process: protein retention in ER lumen; endoplasmic reticulum to Golgi vesicle-mediated transport. Lineage: Eukaryota; Fungi; Ascomycota; Leotiomycetes; Helotiales; Ploettnerulaceae. Gene Ontology annotation, cellular component: cis-Golgi network; endoplasmic reticulum; membrane. Gene Ontology annotation, molecular function: ER lumen protein retrieval receptor activity.
AGCGCCCUCCAAAGAAAGGGAAAUCGCGUAGUUGCGUGUCCUCAUCCAGCUCAAUUCAAUACAUUUGCGCCAACGCACCUUCAACAACCCCAUUGCCACGAAACACAACGAAGUAGCUGCCAAAGGCGAGCAGCUAUCCACUCCUUCAUAUCGCGUUGUACGGCGACGAAAGACUUCAACGCUGAGGCGUUACGACAGCCAUCAUGAAUCUUUUCAGAGUGCUGGGGGAUCUCUCCCAUCUGGUCUCGAUUUUGAUCUUAUUACAUAAAAUGCACCAGACGAAUUCCUGCUCCGGCAUAUCCUUCAAAUCCCAAGCCCUCUACCUCAUGGUCUACGUAACCCGCUACAUCGACCUCUUCUGGACCUUCGGCGACAGCGCCUACAACACCAUCUUCAAGCUCCUCUUCCUCGGCUCCUCAGGCUACACCAUCUACCUCAUGACCACAGCCUACAAGCCCACGCACGACCCCAACAUUGACACCUUCCGCGUGCAGUACCUUCUCGGCGGCUCGCUCGUCCUGGCGAUCAUCUUCCCAUACAAGUACACACCGUCGGAAAUCAUGUGGGCGUUUAGCAUCUGGUUGGAAUCUGUCGCAAUUCUGCCGCAGCUGUUUUUGCUGCAGAGGACUGGCGAGGCCGAGACGAUUACGACGCAUUAUUUGUUUGCGCUGGGUAGUUAUCGCGCGCUGUAUAUUCCGAAUUGGAUCUAUCGGUACUGGGCGGAGGGACACUGGGAUGGUAUUUCCGUUAUGGCUGGAUUAGUCCAGACUGUGCUGUACUCGGACUUCUUCUGGAUUUACUACACCAAGGUCCUCAAGGGAAAGAAGUUCGCUCUACCGGUAUAA